CGGUCUCGGUCCGAGAUUCUGUCUGGGUGUAAGACAAGCCUGUCCAGUCGUCAAGCAACAAAUGAUUUGCGCACUGCGCCUCGCCCAAGGAGAGCCGUCUAUAAUAAAAGCUGCUAAUGUUUUCGACUUAAAAAAUCAUUCCAAUCCAUUCUCCUCUUCGCCAUGAUAAAUCUCGCCCGGUCUCGCCACUGCGUAGCGUCCCUCGCCGGCCCGACAUGGAGAGGGGGCCCCAGUUUCCUCCCCCAUGCAUUCUCAUGCAUGUCAUGCCCACACGCAGCAUCCCCCAUAUCUUGUGUCGGCCCGCGGAUUUAGCAUAAUGGUCCUCGCGGGGUUGCAAGGCCCGAAUAGACUCCACGGUGCAUCUACUUGUAUUGGUAUUCCUAUGGCAGCUGCCUCCUCUUCCUCCAUUCUCACGUCUCAUCAUCAUCUAAAAUCUAGACAGGAAGAAUGGGCUCCCUCGACCCUUUACCACAAUGGCACCACGAGCCAGUCUUCCACCUCAAAGCACCGAGAGGAUGGAUCAACGAUCCCUGCGCACCUGGCUAUGACCCGGCCACGGGGACAUACCAUCUAUUCUACCAAUGGAAUCCAAACUCUUGUGAAUGGGGAGAUAUCACAUGGGGCCACUUUACAAGCACAGAUGGCCUGCGCUGGCGGCAGAAUGGCAAGCGCCCUGCCAUUGAGCCCGACAUGCCCUAUGACGACAAGGGCAUCUUUACGGGGUGCUUUUGGCCGACGGGCCCGCGUGGUGAGAAGGAUCAAUUGACAGUUGUCUACACAUCCAUUGUCCAACUGCCCAUACACUGGUCUAUACCGUAUAGUCGAGACUGCGCGGGAUUGGCCAUAGCCACUUCACGCGAUGGCGGGCAAACGUGGCGGAAAAGUCCCCUCAAUCCGAUCCUCAAGGGCGAGCCAGAGGGUCUGACCGUCACUGGGUUCAGAGAUCCAUUCUUCGCAGAGUGGCCUGCGCUGGAUAGGAUGCGUGGAGAGCGAUGCCUCUAUGGUGUGGUCUCGGGUGGUAUUGUCGACCAAGGUCCCAAUGCGUUUGUGUACGCCGUUUCGCCGGACGAUCUCACCACGUGGUCAUACCUGGGACCCCUGAGCGAGGUAUUCGUUGGCGCGCAGAGGCCGAACAAGUGGACAGGCGAUCUUGGGGUGAACUGGGAGUGCGUCAACGUCGUCACGCUCGAUACGCAGGAUUUCCUCCUCAUGGGCACCGAAGGCGGCCAGAAGCGGGGCCAACCCUCGGAACACGAGGCGUAUGCCAUGUGGAUGGCGGGAUCCCUCGAGCAGACGGCGGAUGGCCCGCGGAUGCAGCAUGACUACAACGGCUUGCUGGACCAUGGUAGCUUCUAUGCUGCCAACUCCUAUCUCGACCCGACCACGGGCGAACGUGUCGUCUGGGGCUGGAUCAAGGAGGAGGAGCUCACGCUGGCGAGGAGGGAGGCCAAGGGCUGGACCGGCUGUCUUGCGCUGCCGAGAGAAGUCUUUCUGCUCAAGGUGCCAAAUGUGGUUGGCACGCUCAAGACACCUUUGGAUGAGAUUGAGUCCCUGCGAAUCACCCCCGAGGGUGUCGAGACGCUGGGGAUCCGGCCACUGAAGAGCCUUGCUUCGCUGCGCAGGACACAGCCCAAGACCAUAAGGAAUAUCCCAGGCGUAUUGGGCAGGACCCGUCUUCCCACGCCGUCUUCGGGUAGCUGGGAGCUGGAGGCCAUCGUGAACGUGCAUCAGCGUCAUCAGCGCGUCGGGUUCUACCUCAACCACGACGAGGACUACCACCACAGAACCAGCGUCUACUUCUCGCCGCAGGACGAAGAGAUUGUAGUCGAGAGGGAGGCGUCGAACAGCGAGGAUGAUAUUGUUCGGAACAACGUCAGCGGUGGAUUCACGCUCUUCGUGACGGAGAAGGACGGCGUUGCGUCCACCGAGAAGCUGCAUCUGCGCAUCUUCCGCGACGGCGACGUCCUCGAGAUCUUUGCCAACGACCGGUUCGCUCUGUCCACCAUGGUGUACGCCAACGAGUCCGACUGCACGAACCUGAGCUGCUUCGUCGAGGGGGGCGACGCCGACAUUGUCUUUGAGUCGAUAGCAAUAUGGGAGGAUCUGGACCGGGUACAAUUCUGAUGAUGAUGAUGA
Molecule: messenger RNA, 2136 nt
Organism: Emericellopsis atlantica
Lineage: Eukaryota; Fungi; Ascomycota; Sordariomycetes; Hypocreales; Bionectriaceae
Product: glycosyl hydrolase
Exons: 2
Coding region: 448-2124 (558 amino acids)
Biological process (GO): sucrose catabolic process
Molecular function (GO): sucrose alpha-glucosidase activity
Source: RefSeq, a predicted model, not a curated record